UUUAGCUGAUGAGGAUUAACCCAUGAAUGAUAGAUGAACAACACGUACAGCAGAGUUACUGGAAAAACAAACAGAAAACUUUAGCCCUCAUUGAAAAUACAGGAAAUACAAGUAAAUGUGGAACUAGCCCAACAUGUUGGCUGGACAUAUUGAAUGAUAGAAAAGUUGGCUGUAUGAGGUCCAGUUUAGCUUAUGUCUCACUUUCAGUUCCCAUUUGUCAGUCGAAGGCGACAUUGCGCUGCUCUCAGUGAAGCAACAGGAAAAAAGUCAACGUUUUAUCACGAGCUUCAGAAGCGGAGAGUCUGAUGCUGCCUUGUUUACAUGAUGGAUAGCUUUGUCAUUACCCCUCAGGCAUCAGAGGACAUCAUUUCAAACGAUUCUGAGAAUUACCGACCCCCUGUGGACCUGUACCCCUAUCUUGGUGGAGUUGGGGAGAUAUAUGAAGAUCACAGAUGGAGCUUUCCCUCUGACCGGAUUCAACCGUCAGACUUUGAGAAUUCCCCCGUGAAUCACCUGACAGAGCUGCAGGCCGUGCCCCCCCAACAACUCAUCCAACCCUUCCGCUACAGCAGCGAGCCUCUGCACCUUCAUCUGGACCCUCCGAUCGCUCCGCUCUCCCUGUCAACACAGAUUCCGUAUUACACCCCGUCCCUGUCCUACCAGUACCUACCUGCAGCAUCACCUGGGCAUUACUACUCAGAGGAGCAUCAGAGAGCAAUCAGCCCCCCACUGGAGGUUUCAGAGGGGGAGGAUGAAUACGACGACCAUCACCAAAUCUCUUUCAGGAAAGAUACUAAUAAAAGAAAAAUCCGCCUGUAUCAGUUCCUCCUGGACCUGCUUAAAAAUGGACACAUGAGUGACAGUAUCUGGUGGGUGGACCAGGACAAAGGCGUUUUCCAGUUCUCCACAAAGCACAAAGAAGCUCUGGCAACGCACUGGGGGCAGCAGAAAGGCAAUCGCAAGAAGAUGACCUACCAAAAAAUGGCCCGAGCUCUCAGGAACUACGGCAAAACUGGCGAGAUUAAAAAGGUGAAGAAGAAACUCACGUACCAGUUCAGUGAGGAGGUGCUCAGGAACUUCUAUCUUCAUCCCUUUCAUCACUGAGGAAGAAACAAAAUGGUGUCUUUUGGUCCUGCUGAAAUCACUAAACCCCAUCAAAUCUGUUUUUAUAGUUUCAAAUUAUUUAUUUGUUAUUUCUCCGCGAAUUUUUACUUGCCUUUUUUUAUGUGAAUCACUUAUUUUUUACUCAAAUUAUUUGGGUUUAUUCAGAUUUUUUCAUACGAUUUUGAGUCUGUUUGUAGAUUGUAAAUAAAUAUGACUUUUUGUUCUUUUUCAAAAUAUCUAAGUAAAAUCUUGUUUUUUAAAAAUCAAA
Molecule: messenger RNA, 1372 nt
Organism: Oryzias melastigma (Indian medaka)
Lineage: Eukaryota; Metazoa; Chordata; Actinopteri; Beloniformes; Adrianichthyidae
Gene: spi1a
Product: Spi-1 proto-oncogene a
Exons: 5
Coding region: 322-1104 (260 amino acids)
Biological process (GO): regulation of transcription by RNA polymerase II; cell differentiation
Cellular component (GO): nucleus
Molecular function (GO): sequence-specific DNA binding; DNA-binding transcription factor activity, RNA polymerase II-specific
Source: RefSeq, a predicted model, not a curated record